This is a messenger RNA of Argentina anserina (silverweed cinquefoil), 1049 nucleotides long. Its product is annotated as acid phosphatase 1. The transcript is spliced from 4 exons. The coding region runs from base 163 to 918 and encodes 251 amino acids. The record is from RefSeq and is a predicted model, not a curated record. Lineage: Eukaryota; Viridiplantae; Streptophyta; Magnoliopsida; Rosales; Rosaceae. Gene Ontology annotation, molecular function: acid phosphatase activity.
AACAAUCUAUAGAAAGGAUUGAGUCCCUUACAAAAGCUUAAUCCAAAGCAUACAGAUGUGAUUUUCCGAAAGCGUUCUAUCUUAGUUGAAGGCGGGAAAAUAACACACCAUUACGCACCCAAAUGUUUUUGAUCGUCAAGUUCCAAAAGCAAGCAAGUAUACAUGAUUAGAGCAAUGAUGAAGCAAAUCCAGGAGGUGUUGGUGGCUUUGUUCUACAAGGCCACCGGCAUGAAGCGUUGCUCUAAGCCCCCUCAACUCGACUCCGGUGGAUUUUGUUCGAGCUGGAGACUGGCGGUGGAGGCCAACAAUGUGCGUGGGUGGCGCACCGUGCCAACCGAGUGCUUUCUCUAUCUCGAAACAUACAUGAUAGGAGGACAGUACGACCGCGAUGUGGAGUUCAUUGUUGGUGAAAUGAUGAGCUACAUGAACGGAAUCGUUCCCUUGGAUGACGGCAUGGAUGCAUGGAUCUUGGAUGUGGACGACACUUGCUUAUCCAAUGUCUUCUACUACAAGGGCAAGAGAUACGGCUGCGACCCUUAUGAUCCAUCUGCGUUCAGAGCAUGGGCGAUGGCCGGAGGGUGUCCGGCAAUUCCGGCUAUGCUGGGAUUGUUUAGCAAGCUGGUGAAUAGUGGGUCUAAGGUUAUUUUGCUGACCGGAAGAGAUGAACAAACACUUGGUCAAGUCACUAUUGAAAAUCUGCACAAUCAAGGUUUUCUUGGUUAUGAUCGGCUCAUUUUGAGGACGGAAGCUUACAAAGGGCAGGGCGCGGUGGCAUACAAGUCAGCGAUUAGGAAGCAACUGGUCGAAGAUGGUUACAGGAUAUGGGGGAAUGUUGGAGAUCAAUGGAGCGACCUCCACGGAGAUUAUAUAGGCAACCGCACGUUUAAGCUUCCUAAUCCCAUGUACUUUGUUCCUUAAUCACUAUGUAUCGCAAUUCGCAAGCAUCCACUGAAACUAAGCAAAGCUUUCAUUUCUAAACUACCUUUCUGAAGUUGUUAUUUCCCGACACUGAAACAAUUGUAUUUACAAGAAUGAAACAAGUUUAAUUA